This is a messenger RNA of Chaetomium globosum CBS 148.51, 117 nucleotides long. RefSeq lists its product as uncharacterized. The transcript has 2 exons. NCBI's taxonomy places the organism in Eukaryota, Fungi, Ascomycota, Sordariomycetes, Sordariales, Chaetomiaceae. Bases 1 to 117 code for a protein of 38 amino acids. The record is from RefSeq and is a predicted model, not a curated record.
AUGGUGGGUUCGGGUGGAGCAGACGAUGCUGCGCGUUCUGCCGACCCUAUCCCGGCGGAUGACAGUGGUGCUGGAGCGGAACCCGAGAGGAACAUCCCCAGAGAGGAGAACGACUAA